This is a messenger RNA of Caenorhabditis elegans, 373 nucleotides long. The record is from the annotation of a RefSeq genome assembly. NCBI's taxonomy places the organism in Eukaryota, Metazoa, Nematoda, Chromadorea, Rhabditida, Rhabditidae.
AUGUUCGACGACGACAAAGGAUCGGAUGGAUGGAUGGAUGGAUCAACGACGAUCGGGAUGGAUAGAUCCGGGGCAGAUCGGGAUGGACUGAUUUCUAUCAAACGACGAAGGAUGGAUGGUAGGAAAGGAUGGAUGGUUGGAACAAUGGAAAUAGAAAAUCCAAAGUUAUGUUGAAAGCUGUGAUUGAAGAAACUCUGGACAAUGGGUUGAAUGGGCAGGCCAAUCAGGACGAAUGGAUCGGGACAAGACGACGACGACGACAAACAAUAAGGAUGGAUGGAUGGAUUGGGACGAUCGAAAGCGAUUUGGGACAAAAUGACGACGACAAAGGAUGGAUGAAUUCGGGACGGAUCGGGAUGGACGUUAAGUGAGU